Staurois parvus is the source of this 554-nucleotide messenger RNA. The record is from the annotation of a GenBank genome assembly. NCBI's taxonomy places the organism in Eukaryota, Metazoa, Chordata, Amphibia, Anura, Ranidae.
GGACCUUCUAAAGAUGACCCGAAUCUGAUCUUUAGUAACUUCUCAUUGCAUGUUACACCAGUACUUUCUAACAUCAAUUUUAGUCUAGGAAAGGGAGAGUUACUAGCUGUUGCUGGUUCUACUGGAUCUGGAAAGACUUCUCUUCUAAUGAUGAUCAUGGGGGAGCUGGAACCUUCCUCAGGGAAAUAAAACACAGUGGACGAAUAUCAUUUUCUCCCCAAGUAUCCUGGAUAAUGCCUGGGACCAUAAAGGAAAACAUAGUGUUUGGAGUCUCCUAUGACCAGUACAGAUAUCUGAGUGUCAUCAAGGCUUGCCAACUGGAGGAGGACAUUGCAAAGUUUCCAGAGAAAGACAAUACCGUUCUAGGGGAAGGAGGGAUCACCCUGAGUGGAGGACAGCGGGCACGAAUCUCUCUAGCAAGAGCGGUGUACAAAGAUGCUGACCUGUACCUACUGGAUUCUCCAUUUAGUUACCUUGAUUUGUUUACAGAGAAAGAGAUAUUUGAAAGCUGUUUUUGCAAGCUAAUGGCCAACAAGACCAGAAUUCUAGUCACC